Messenger RNA from Ruditapes philippinarum (Manila clam), 3120 nucleotides. RefSeq names its product NADPH oxidase 5-like. Gene Ontology annotation, molecular function: calcium ion binding; superoxide-generating NAD(P)H oxidase activity. NCBI's taxonomy places the organism in Eukaryota, Metazoa, Mollusca, Bivalvia, Venerida, Veneridae. The coding region runs from base 301 to 3105 and encodes 934 amino acids. The transcript is spliced from 19 exons. The record is from RefSeq and is a predicted model, not a curated record. Gene Ontology annotation, cellular component: plasma membrane; NADPH oxidase complex. Gene Ontology annotation, biological process: defense response; superoxide anion generation.
CGAAUCGCAUGCGCAUCAGGGCCGUUGAAAAGGAACGGUUUUCACGUGAGACGAUACCUGCCGCGAGCAAGCGACCCAGUUUUGGCUGAUGCAUAUUACCUAGAUAGGCGGCUUCUGAAGGCAUCUUCUUUAGAUGAGUUCUUAAGUGAUUUGGAACAAAGAGAAAGGCUAACACAGGAACAGCAAAGUCAGUCACGUGAUGUAAAUUUCAACCAAUUAAAAUCUUCUCACAUUGAAAGUUCAUCUCAAGUAUCUCAAGUAUACAGAGCAGAAUCUUUACAUACAAAUAAAGCUUCGAAAAUGUCCGAAGCACUCGGUAACGGCGAGUUGAACCCGGGUUUUGACAUGAACGAAGUUGACACGCAAAGCAAAGAGGAACCAGAUAUUCAAAUUACACGAUUUGGCGGGAGAGAUGAUGACGAGACCGCAAAGGGAAAUGUAACAUUAGUUAUAGAUGGUGAACAUGAUCACGAAGUGAAAGAAACAGUUUCAGAUAUUUUGAAAAGGAGUCAAAGGGAUAGCGAAAUCAUAGAUACAAAAGACACACGGAUAUUUAUACCUGAACAUAAAUACACUGGCUUACAUGAAAGCGAGUUUGAUCAAAGUAACAACAAUGCGAAAAGAAAUACAUACAAUGUAUCCAUAGACGGAAAAGGCGAUUACGAAAACACUGUACAAAGUAGCACUGAAGAUGUGAAAAUAAACAUCCAAGACGAGGGCGAGAUUAAAAAGACCCCUGCACAUUAUACACAAUCCGCGCCAUUAAACGGCGUGACGUCAUCUGGAAAUGGCAGUAAAAAACUUGCGAGGUCCGUUCGUAUGUCACUUAAAAAGGCAGAAAACCCCCCACCCUUGGAUGCAAAUCUAUCUGUAAAAGAACCCUGUCUACGGCCGAGAUCGCCCUGCCAGAGUCGUAGAGUUACCAGCCUCCCAGUGUGGACUAAUGACAUAACGAGACCAAAGGUACAGUCUUUCUUCAGUAUGAACGACUGGAAUGAUGAGGAUACAAAAUGGCUAGCCUGGAUUGAAGUAAAGUUCAAGGACAUUGCGGGAGAUGAUGGCCAGAUUGAUCUUGGAGAAUUUAAGAAAGCCCUCGGUGUCAAGAAGUCUUUCUUCGCCGAGCGAUUCUUUGAGUUAUUUGACCAGGACUGUAGCGGUACCAUCGAGCUGGGAGAACUUAUGGACGGUCUGCGCAUGCUCACUAAAGGAACACCCGCUCAAAAACUUCAAUUUCUAUUUGAUGUCUACGAUGCUGAUGCGAGCGGAUGUAUCGACAGGGAUGAGCUGACAGCAGUUCUACGGGCUUGUAUGGAGGAAAGUUCACUCUCGUUGACAGACGAGAACUUAGAGGAUCUCACAGACGCUUUGUUUGAUGCGGCAGACGAAGAUGAAUCAGGAACGAUAACUUUUGACGAGCUGAGAACAGAGUUGGAAAAACAUCCGGGCGUUAUAGAAAAUCUCACUAUCAGUGCCGCCCAAUGGUUGAAACCACCAGAUGGCUCCAAGAAGAAGAAAAGUGGUUUCCGGCAUUUUACGGCUGAUUACUGGAGGAACAAUUAUAAAAAAGUUGGUUACUUUUUAAUCUACUGGGCGCUUAAUAUUGUCUUGUAUGCGGUCGCCAUGUGGCAGUACAGAGAAUCAAAUACGUGGAUUAUGUUCGCACGUGGCGCUGGAUUAUGCCUCAACUUCAACUGUAUGUGGGUACUCGUGCUGAUGUUACGGAAGAGUCUAACAUUUCUCAGAAUGACAAAACUCGUGCAUAUACUUCCUCUAGAUCAGAAUAUACUGUUCCAUAAAAUGACAGCGUGGACUAUCGCAUUCAUGGCGCUUGUACACACUAUAGCCCACAUCGGUAAUGCUGCUCACGCGGCCAAUGCAGCAGCUUUAGAAAUGUGGGAGGUAUUGUUCACCGCCAAAGCUGGCGUGGGAUUUGUUGGUGGUAGUGCAUUUAUAACAGGCUGGCUGCUGGACAUUGUGCUUGUUAUAAUGGUAAUAUGUUCCAUGGAGUUCGUCCGGCGUGGUGGACAUUUUCAGGUGUUUUAUUGGACACACAUGUUGUACGUGGUAUUCUGGAUCCUCGUUCUUCUUCACGGCCCACAUUUCUGGAAAUGGUUUAUUGUUCCUGGAGUACUCUUUAUUAUGGAGAAGAUUUCCAGGUCAAAGUUCAUUAAGAUGGCGAGAUUUGGGGAAACAUUCAUAGAGGAAGUUAAUCUGCUUCCCUCUGGCGUUACUCAUCUCGUCAUUACUCGGCCAAUUAAUUUCCGGUAUCAACCGGGUGAUUAUAUAUUUAUUCAAAUUCCCGAUAUAGCAGCCUACGAGUGGCAUCCGUUUACCAUAAGUUCAGCUCCUGAAAUGGAAGGUUAUAUCUGGUUGCACGUGAGAUCAGCUGGUCACUGGACUAAUAAACUAUACAAACAUUUUGACGAGAUGGAGGCCCCGGAUACAGAAGAUGACUUAGCGAAAUUAAAUGAUAGAAGGAAAGCAAGUAGAAAGUUCGAAAAUUUUGAAAGGGCAUACUCAAGACGUACGGUGAAUCUCUCUAAAUCUUCUAGAGGGGCAUCACGACGUGGCCAGAAAACUAAACAAAAACAUAAGCUUGUAAACGUCAAGUGUUACAUUGAUGGUCCAUAUGGAACGGGAACACGUGAGGUAUUCGACACGGAACAUGCCGUCCUUGUUGGAGCAGGAAUUGGUGUGACACCUAUGGCGUCUAUUUUACAAAGUGUAUGGUACAGAUUUAAUGCUGUCCGGCAGAAAUGUCCACAGUGUGAGCACAUAUGGUAUCCUGAAGAAGAAAUGGCUGGUAUGAAACUGAAAAAGGUUGAUUUCAUAUGGAUAAACAGAGACCAGAAAAGCUUUGAAUGGUUCUUAACGCUGCUUAAUCAGAUUGAGUUGGAGCAAAGCAGUCAUCAUGGUAUCUUAGAAAAUAGUAUUCAGAUGCAUAUGUACAUGACAGCCGCGCAGAAAAAGACCGACAUGAAAGGCAUUGGACUACAAGUAUGCCCUUUUUUAACAUUCGCCCAUUUCUUUUUCUUUUUUAGAGCAUUAGGCAUUUUGGUAUUAAGUUGCACUUUUAUAUAUUUCACUAAAUGCACAGAAAGAUAGAAUUUUCAGCUGAAC